CGGCUGCUUAUUUAAACCCAGCUGUUUAGAGGCAUGCUGGUCGUUCUCGCAGCACCCAAGAAGAAAAACAACUGAAAAGACGAGACUGCUCCAUCACCAUCAACAUGGGCAGGCUUACUCUUCUAGCAGGCUUGUGCUUGGUGCUGUGCCACUUCGCUACAUCAUCCAAGCAAAUGGGCUGCUAUUUCACCAACUGGUCCCAGUAUAGACCUGGUAUUGGGAAGUAUAUGCCCGCUAAUGUGGACCCGUUCCUCUGCACACAUCUGUUCUAUGCCUUCGCCAUGAUCAACCAUGCCAACGAGCUGAUCACGUACGAGUGGAAUGAUGAGACCCUCUACCAGUCUUUCAAUGCCCUGAAGAACAGCAAUCCCGCUCUCAAAACUCUUCUGGCUGUUGGCGGAUGGAAUUUUGGCUCAACCCAGUUCUCCAUCACCGUAUCAAAUGCUGCCAACCGUCAGAAGUUCAUCGAGUCCUCCAUCUCAUUCCUGAGAACUCAUGGAUUUGAUGGUAUGGAUCUGGACUGGGAAUAUCCUGGAUCCAGAGGCAGCCCUCCUGAGGACAAGCAGAGAUUCACCCUGCUGUGCAAGGAACUGCUGGAAGCUUAUGAGGCUGAGGCAAAUGCUACAGGACAGCCUAGACUCCUGCUGUCUGCUGCAGUAUCAGCUGGCAAAGGAACCAUCGAUGCUGGAUAUGAAAUCGCCGAAAUUGCCAAGUAUCUGGAUUUCAUCAACGUGAUGACAUAUGACUUCCACGGAACCUGGGAAAGAUUCACCGGCCACAACAGCCCCCUGUACCAGGGAUCUAAAGACGAGGGAGAUCUCAUCUAUUUCAACACUGACUACGCCAUGAGGUACUGGAGGGACAACGGCACCCCAGUGGAGAAGCUGAGAAUGGGAUUUGCCACCUACGGCCGUACCUUCCGCCUCACCUCUGCUGAAGAUGGAGUUGGAGCUCCAGCCAGUGGACCCGCUUCUGCUGGAACCUACACCCGCGAGGCAGGAUUCUGGUCCUACUAUGAGAUCUGUGGCUUCCUCGAAGGAACAAAAAUUCAGUGGAUUGACGAUCAGAGAGUGCCCUACGCCACCAAGAACAGCGAAUGGGUUGGCUUUGACACCAAAGAAAGCUUUGAGACCAAGGUCCAAUAUCUGAAAGACAACAAGUUCGGAGGAGCUUUUGUUUGGGCUCUGGAUCUGGAUGACUUUGCUGGACAGUUCUGCGGACAAGGAAACCAUCCUCUGAUGGGUCAUCUGCACAACCUCCUGGAUAUUGUGGUGCCUCCGAGGCCAUCCACCACCACCCCUAAACCUGGUGCCUCAACGAUUCCAGUAACAACCACCCCCACCACCACUACCCACAAGCCCGGCCCAGGCUUCUGCAAUGGAAAGCCCGAUGGAUUGUACCCUCAUGAAGACCCCAACCAAUUUUAUGACUGUGUGGCUGGAGAAACUAUUGUGAGGAAUUGUGGACCGGGAACAGUGUUUAAUGAUGACUGUAAGUGCUGUGCCUGGACAAAACAUUAAAACCCAAUAAACGGGCAUGGUGCAUUCAUAGCAUUCCAUGCAUGACACUGUGA
Astyanax mexicanus (Mexican tetra) is the source of this 1573-nucleotide messenger RNA. Its product is annotated as acidic mammalian chitinase. The transcript has 12 exons. The record is from RefSeq and is a predicted model, not a curated record. The coding region runs from base 105 to 1520 and encodes 471 amino acids. Gene Ontology annotation, molecular function: chitinase activity; chitin binding. Gene Ontology annotation, biological process: chitin catabolic process; carbohydrate metabolic process. Gene Ontology annotation, cellular component: extracellular region. Lineage: Eukaryota; Metazoa; Chordata; Actinopteri; Characiformes; Acestrorhamphidae.